UUCUUUUCCAAAUCGGCUGCAGCCGUCAGUAAAAAUUUCCAACUAACUUUUUGUGCAAUCCAAAGUUUUCCUCAAAGUACCCGUGAAAGUAGUGAAAAAUAGUGCAAUUCGUGAUUAAUUCUGUGCACCACCAAACCGCGAGGUGCACCGGAAGUCCCGCACGAUGAAGCGCAAGCACCACUACACUUCCGCCACGAACGUGGCCCAGAUCGUAUCUGCGCGCAACAACGGCGGAAAUGAUCCGAUCUUGUUCCAGAAUCGGCUCAAGUCGGCCCGCCCCUUCAUCGACAUGAUCGAGCUGGAAGCGGAACUGAAGGGCCACAUGGGCUGCGUCAACUGUCUCGAGUGGAGCGAAGACGGCCGGAUUCUAGCUUCGGCCUCCGACGAUUUCCACGUGAUGCUGUGGGAUCCGUUCACGCAUCGACAGCUGUACGAUCUGGUCACGCCCCACGACGGGAACAUUUUCUCCGUCAAGUUCAUCCCGAAGCGAAACAACUCGAUCCUGGUGACGGGCGCCGGCGACUGUCGGACGUUCGUGUUCGACGUGAACCGCGGGAACGACUUCCCCCUGCGGAAGUGCACCUGCCACGGCCAACGGGUCAAGCGGUUGGCGACCGUUGCGCGCCACUCGACGCUGUUCUGGUCGUCGGCCGAGGACGGGAAGGUGUUCCAGCACGAUCUGCGGACGCCGCACACGUGCCGCGCCGACGACGCCAUCGUGCUGAUCAACCUGCGCAACCACAUCAGCGACAUCCCCGAGGUGAAGUGCAUCGCGUUGAAUCCGCACCGGCCGGAGCAGAUCGCCAUCGGGGCGAACGAUUGCUACGCGCGGGUGUACGACCGCCGGAUGCUGUCACUGAUGAAGCUCAACGCCACCGGCGAGACCGUGAAACCGAGCGAGCUCGACGGCGGGGACAACAUUCCGCGGGACGGAUGCGUCCAGUACUACUGUCCGGGCCACCUGAGCCGUUCGAAGGAACCGGUGUACUCGAUUUUCCAGCAGAAAGCCAUCACCUACCUGACGUUCAGCCCGGACGGGACGGAGCUGCUGGUGAACAUGGGCUCGGAGCAGAUCUACCGGUUCGAUCUGAACCGGCCGCGGGAACCGAUGUUUCUUCAGUUGCCCAAGUUUACGGAGCACCUCAACGGAACGAACGGGACGACGGUCAAGAACGGCGAAAAGGUCAAACAGAAGCUUCCAGCCGAGGUCGAGCAGAUGAAGAAAGAGGGCAACGCUAACCUGGAGAAGGAGAAGUACCUCCAGGCGAUCCAGCAGUACACGUUGGCCAUCCGGAAGGCCCAGGAGAAGGACUGCUCAAUACUGUACCUGAACCGGGCGACGGCCCUGAUGAAGCGGAACUGGUACGGUGAUGUGUACGCGGCGGUACGUGACUGUCAUCGGGCCUUGCGGCUCGAUCCACACUACGUCAAGGCCCAGUUCCGGCUGGCCCGGGCGCUGCUCAAGCUGGGUCAGCUGCGCGAGGCGUCCGAAUGUUUGGCCGAGCUGAUCCGGCGGUUUCCCUCGUACGCGAAGAACCACGGCGUGCUGAUGCUGGAGAAGGACAUCGAGGCGGAGCUGGAGAAGCAGCGGCAGCGGGUGCGCGAUCAGCCGCAGGACCAGGACGCGGAUCAGUUCUCCGGGAAUGAGAUGGCUUGGAGAGCGGCUGCGCUGGAUUACGAAGACUGUUACGUUGGGCAUUGCAACACCAAGACCGAUAUUAAGGAGGCCAACUAUUUUGGCGAUUCGAAUUAUAUUGUUGCCGGCUCCGACGACGGCAACUUCUUCAUCUGGGAGCGGGACAGCGGCCUGAUUGCGUCCAUCUACCAGGCGGACGAACUGAUCGUCAAUUGCGUCCAGCCCCAUCCGCACGUGUGCAUGCUGGCCACCAGCGGCAUCGACCACGAGGUGCGGCUCUGGUCGCCGCAGUCCAGCCAGGAGAACGCCCCGGCUAAACACCGGGUGGACAGUGCCGUGCUGGAGGAAACGGUCACCGCGAACCAGGGCCGCAUGCAGCAGGACCCGUUCGACACGAUAGCCCCGGACCAGAACAUGUGCCGGACGAGUUAGUUCCGGGAUGUUUCAACCUAUUUCAUGUGAUUGAGCGUAGUGUUAAUAAAUUAUUCGCCUAGGGUACGAUUUUUAUAGCUGGACUUCACCGCCCACCCCAACAAAA
Culex pipiens pallens (northern house mosquito) is the source of this 2174-nucleotide messenger RNA. RefSeq names its product WD and tetratricopeptide repeats protein 1-like. Lineage: Eukaryota; Metazoa; Arthropoda; Insecta; Diptera; Culicidae. Gene Ontology annotation, biological process: negative regulation of fatty acid biosynthetic process. The coding region runs from base 164 to 2068 and encodes 634 amino acids. The record is from RefSeq and is a predicted model, not a curated record. The transcript is spliced from 8 exons. Gene Ontology annotation, molecular function: protein binding. Gene Ontology annotation, cellular component: Cul4-RING E3 ubiquitin ligase complex; cytoplasm.